AUGUCGACUGACUAUGAUGCAGCCGCACGCGCAGCCCUCGCAACUGCCUUCCCGGGAACACAACUACAGCUCUGUACGUGGCACAUCAAUAAGAACAUCAUGAAGCACUCUAAACGACUCUGGGUUGGCGACUUCAACGACGAUGGCGACGAAAGACCUAUUCUACAGGAAGCAGCUGAGGCAGGCCACGAUCCUGGCCGUUGGCGGCGCCAAGGUGCCGCCAAAGUCAGCCCCUCGGACUUCCUCAAGGCAUUCAAGACUCUAAUGUAUGCCCCAAACGACGAGGAAUUUAACACGCGAUGGGAAGGCAUCAAGACCGACCUUUCUGAGCAGCAGCGGCUGCUUCAAAUCGUUGAGAAUACCUAUCUUCCCCAACGGAGGCAAUGGGCACAGCCUUGGAGGCACAUCACGAUCGUACAGUCGAGCGAGAAGCCCGCCGCACCCUUGACCCGUUCCGGCUGCCACUUUAUCAUGAAGUCAUUGAGAAAGCAUCACAUAAAAGCCUCGAGCUUGUACGAACACAAGUACGAGCCGCCACGGCUGCCCUCUUAA
Hirsutella rhossiliensis is the source of this 552-nucleotide messenger RNA. RefSeq names its product MULE transposase domain-containing protein. Bases 1 to 552 code for a protein of 183 amino acids. The record is from RefSeq and is a predicted model, not a curated record. The transcript is spliced from 2 exons. Lineage: Eukaryota; Fungi; Ascomycota; Sordariomycetes; Hypocreales; Ophiocordycipitaceae.